Messenger RNA from Chara braunii, 523 nucleotides. The record is from the annotation of a GenBank genome assembly. NCBI's taxonomy places the organism in Eukaryota, Viridiplantae, Streptophyta, Charophyceae, Charales, Characeae.
ACUUCUUCUUUCCCGCCUUUGCAUUCAUCGAGGUCGUCGUUGCCCUCGUCGUUGACUCAGACUCUCCACCACUAACAUCCUUUCGUUUGUCGGAAGAGGGAGCCGCCCCUGCAUUUGGGAAAGCAGUAGAAGAUGUGGCAGUUGUGGACGACUUGGCAGCAGACGCCCUCUUGGCAGCAGAUGCCGUGACAGCAGCUGAUGAGGCAUUGGCAGCAGAUGACGUGGCAGCAGAUGACAUAGCAGCAAAUGGCGUAGUAGCAAAUGGCUUGGUAGCAAAUGGACUGUCAGCAGAUGACGUAGCAGAAGAUGACGUGGCAGCAGAUGACAUAGCAGCAAAUGGCUUGGCAGCAAAUGGCUUGGCAGCAAAUGGUACCGGUAGGGGCAUCUCGAAAAUUUUCCUGCUGGCUUUUAACGGCCAUCGGGUAGGGGCAUCCCGCGCAAAUUAGGGUCCAGUACCGGUAGGGGCGCAACGAAAAGAUUCGAGGCCCAAACGACACCGGGGUCUUAUGAAAAAUUUGAACAC